Molecule: messenger RNA, 6231 nt
Organism: Penaeus chinensis
Lineage: Eukaryota; Metazoa; Arthropoda; Malacostraca; Decapoda; Penaeidae
Product: sodium-coupled neutral amino acid transporter 9-like
Exons: 13
Coding region: 174-2000 (608 amino acids)
Biological process (GO): amino acid transmembrane transport
Molecular function (GO): amino acid transmembrane transporter activity
Source: RefSeq, a predicted model, not a curated record
AAGUCAGAAUCCCACUGCAGAAUCCCAACGAAAUCCGGUACGACAACUGCCGGCGUUCUCACGGCGCGUGAAUCCGCCGCGUUCUCGUAGCUGGUAAACACAAAUCAGCUGAUCACAGAGUUAGCAACAGUGUGGGUCACAUGCCUCUGGAGGCGUAACACUCAAAAACCACCAUGGAAAACGGUGAAAUAAACAUAGUGGUGGAAGAGCCUAGGGAGGAGGAGGAGGAGGAGGAGAAGGAUGAAGCAACAAAUGAAGAUAUAGAAGAGGAAGAAGGAAAAGAACCAAGAGAAAGGAAAACAUCACUGCAUAGUCCCAGAGACAGAAACACGUUGUCUUCAUCACCGCAUAGUUUUAAUGAACGCACUCCUCUUUUGAGUGCGUCAGCUCCUCAGGGAGGGUUGUACUCAAGCUCAUGGUCCACAACAGUUGGACCUUCUCCAUAUACUUCUGACAACAAACCAAAGAGACGACCUUUUCAUCGCCCCUCCGUAGGAAGUACGGCUAGUGAGGUGACCAGUCCUGAACGGAGAGAGAGCGAAAACUUCGAUAGACAACUAUAUACUCGCUACCGUUAUUACUCACGAUUAAGAGCUUCUGUUCAAGCGAGUGAACAUGCCUUGGUGAUUCCAGACCAUAUUGUCCCCCCAGAGUUAUUCUUGCCGUAUAUACCUGGACAUGUACGAGAUGCUGAUGGGAAGCAGUCGUCAUAUAUCACAAUCAUUGCCAUUUGGAACACUAUGAUGGGGACCUCACUCAUGACAAUGCCAUGGGCCUUUGGGCAAGCGGGCUUCGUAGGUGGCAUAAUCAUCAUGCUGGGAAUGGCUGGGAUUGCUCUGUACACUGCCAUUCGCUUGCUUACAUUGCAGAAGACUAUGGGCUUGGAAGGUCCCUCACUAGAACUCAGCCGUCUAUGCUGGCAGCUUCUAGGAGGAACGCUAGGCAGAAUAACGGAAGGUUUAACUGUCACUUUCUCUGUAAUAACUUUGGUGGGAGCUCAGGUUGUGUACUGGGUCCUGAUGUCAAAUUUCCUCUUUAACACUGGAGAGGUGAUAUAUGAUGCAAUCCAUGGUGAGAUCCACAAUGACUCAUCCAGUGCAUUGCUUUGCCCACCCAACGUUACUAAUGAUGAAAACAUUAAAGGGCCAGAACCCAGUGAGUUCCACAAAUGGUGGCAGCAAGACCUGACUGUGCCAUUGUACUUAAUCGUUCCCUUCAUCUUUGUGCUGAACCUUCGAGAUGCCAAGAUCUUCACCUAUUUCAACUCUCUGGGUGCCAUCUCUGUGUUAGUCAUGUACCUAUUUGUAGUCGGUAAAGCUGCAACUUGGGGAAUUAACAUUAACUUUACUGAUGUCAGCAGUGAUUUUUAUGUGCCCCUGUUCAAGAGCUCAUUCAUGUGCCUGACGGGAACAUUAUCGCUUGCUUACUUCAUUCAUAACUGUGUUGUUACUAUCAUGCAAGGUAACAGACACCAGGAAAAUAAUGUUCGCGACUUGAGUAUUGCCUACAUCCUCGUAGCUCUGACAUACAUUCCUAUUGGUGUUCUUUUCUACUCUGCAUUCCCCAUGCCUAAGUAUUGUGUAGUUGAUAAUUUCUUGGACAACUUUCCCCCACAUGACGUAGUUCUGGCUGUUGUGCGUGGCUUCCUGUUCUUCCAGAUCUUGACUGUGUAUCCCUUGUUAGGUUUCUUUAUCCGAAACCAGCUGUUCACAUAUUUCAUGGGACCCUCAUAUGAGUACAGGCUUUGGCAGGUGUUUUUACUAAAUACUUGUCUCCUGACAAUGUCUGUGUUGGUGGCCAUCUUCUACCCAAAUAUUGGAUUCAUCAUCAGAUGGGUUGGUGCGAUAUCUGGCUUAGCUUACAUCUUCAUGUUGCCAUGUGUGACAUACAUGUAUGCUCUCUACACACAAGACAAGCUCCAGUGGUAUCAUUGCAUAAUUCACUUUUCUAUUAUUUUGAUUGGCAUUUGCAAUUUCAUAUCCCAAUUUUUGCUGGGUUAAGAAUUGUGUAAGGGUAUUCUUGUUUUUUAUACUACGUUUGUGGUAAAAUCACAAGAGAUUUUUCAUGAUAUUUUUUGGCAUGUGUAGCAAGUGAUUAUCAUCACUGUUGUUAUUGAUUCUAUUUCUAUAAUGGUUUUGGUUGUUAUUAUUAUUAUUAUUAUUAUUAUUAUUAUUAUUAUUAUUAUUAUUAUUACUAUUAUUAUCAUUAUUAUUAUCAUUAUUAUUAUCAUUAUUAUUAUCAUUAUUAUUAUCAUCAUCAUUAGUGCACUGGUGGUAAUUCAGAGACGAUGAACUUACAAUGCCCAAAAUGUCAUUUUUAUAGUAAAGUAUGAAUGAACUGUACAUUUCAGAGGAUUCUGAGCAGAUGUUUAGCGUGAUGUUUUAACUAGGGAAGUGAACUGAUUUUGUCGCCAGCUAGGAGAUUUUGGGGAGUGAUGGCUGGUUCAACACUCUUUGUCUUUGCAAAUACCAAUAGGUCAAGGGGAAUAGAAACAGGAUUCAGAGCUUUCAUCUACCCUAGGAUAUAGUCAUGCACUUCCCCAGGCAUAGGAAUUUGAGUCUUGCCUUAGUAUUUGUAAAACUUGCAGAUAGCGGUGGCACCACGUGCAGGCACUUCUUUGCCACCACAAAGAUAUUGAUGAUUCUUCUUUAGGUUGUAAUCACCCAUGGGGAUGAGUUGCUAUGGAACUUCAUUUUCAGGGUUUAUAUAUUAGCAUAAGGACCAUUGCAUCAAGAUCAGGUGAUGUUUCUCUGCAUGCUUGUUUAAACUGAGAGAUGAAGAUAAUCCCUAAAAAUGUCUCACACCAAUGAUGUCAUUAAAUUCACUAUAGUAAAUCUACAUAAGUGAUCAGUCAGAACUGCACUGUAGUAUGUAAUGGGGGAAGCAUGGAAGAAAGGAUGUUUGUUCUUGUACUGGGGGUGACAUGUUCAUUUAUAUAGAUGCAGAGAUACAAGAUGCAAUUCAAAGAAGUUAAGUAGGAUUAAUUUUAUUUUUAUUAGCAGUGGCUAUUCAAAUAGUAUGAACACUUGCAAAGUUAGCAUUGGCAAAACAUGACAGGAGAGCAUGUCAUUCUUUAUACUCUAUACUGCUGCACUGGGAAGAAGCAGAACCUUAUCCAAUAUUGUAUGAAAGUGUCCCCUAUAGUGAGAUGAGCUAUCAUAACGAAGUGAAGAGGUACUCCCUGCUUCUAGUCAAUCAGGUAUUAUAAUAGUCACAAACUAAGAAUAGCAAUGACUUAAAUUUAUAUCUGGCCUUGUUGAUAUAUACAUUAGUGCAUAUUUACACAGAAUUUUAUUUUUAUGCAAGUCUGCCUUAUCCAAGUAAUGUGUCCCAUGGGUGCAUGAUUUAUACUUCUUUGUAACAAUCUCAAACUUUUGUUAUACACUAAAAAGUGAUAUGAGAACCUUCCAAGAAUAUUGAUGUAAUACACUAAAAAGUUAUUCAGAAAAAAUAAUCCAUGAAUGUUAACAGUCAUGGGUUUAUUAUUAUUCUUUUAUUUUCGAUUUGUAUAUUUGAGCGUUAUCCAAAGAAACUCCAUAACCUUUUAUUCGCUUAGUACUAGGUGUUGUGAUUAGAUUACUCCAUUUUGAUAUGUAUAUAUAUAUAUAUAUGUGUGUGUGUAUGUACUGCUGAAUCUAUCAGCUUUUUAUUUUCUUUUUUUUCUCUUCUCUUUUCUUUUUUCUUUUCUUUUUUGAGUUCUGCUUAUCAUUUGAAUGGUAAGAUUAAAAAUACUUCAGAUCAAAAAUAUUUUUAUAUAAAUCUAAGGAAAAGUCUUCUUAGAUCAAGUGCUCAAAGUAUUAUCCCCUUUUCUUCAUACAGGUGCUAUACCUUAACAUGUGUAAUCAAGAGGGGAGGUAUAUGGCAGAUAGGUGUGAAUGGCACUUGUAAACUCAGUGGUAUAAUGUAACAUGUCCAAAAACACAAGCAUUUAAGUAGUCAGUGUCACUAUAGUAUUUAAUGGAGAAUUCAUUCAGUAACACAGUAAACUUUCUUAUUGAUAUUUGUUUAAGGGAUUCUUUUUGUUCAUUAUCAUCAUAGAGAUGUAGGAAUUGUUUUUACUAUAUAGAGAAAAGUAUGUUUUAUUAGGUAUCAGCAGCCUGAAAGUUUUCUUCAUUACUGUUUCUGAGUAUUUUUAACAGCCAAUGAAUAUAUUUUGUCUAUAGCAAUUUCAUACUCUUAAAGGCAUUUUCAAAGAACACAAAUUAUUUUCAUUUGAAUUAAUUUUGAUGAUUUAUUUAGAAUGUAUAUUUUGCCCUUUACAACAUUAAUGAUUAAUAAGCAUUGAUAAAUUGAAAUUUUAUGAUCCAUUACAGAAAGGACUUAUUGAAUAAUGCUAUCUCAGAUAUGUAAUUUGUACUGACCAUGUAAACAAUACAAGUAUUAGAUACUAAAUAGUAUUAUAUCCUUUGUUUUUGCAUGGUAGCUGUAUGUUCCAUCCCAGUAUGACACAGGAAUCUCAAAUUUUAUUUGUAAAAUAUGUGAUUUAGAAGGCUGUUUUCUGUAAGUAGAUUUAAGAGAAAAUGAAAUGUAAUUUUGUACCUAUGAGAAAUCGUGAAUAUUAGUAUAUGUCAAAAAAAUUAUAUAUGUAUAUAUAUUUCAAGUAGAGAAUUCUUUGUGUAACAUUCUACUGGUAUUAGCAGUAAUAUUUGAGAAGCAAACAAUGUAAUUGUAUUGCAGUGUUAACACCUUGUGCUGGGGACACAGAUUCAGUCAAUCUUAUGCAUCUUUUCAACAGUAAAUGUGGUGUAAUUGAAGAUAAUAUUGUAUAAUAUUUAUAACACUGCUGUCCACUGUAACCAUUGUAAAAGGUUCAAAGGAUAUAAGUGGCCUUGUGUUGCUAAUGUAGAUACCAUAGAAAUAUAUUACUGGUUGAAUUAGAGAACUAAUGUACAUAAAAAAACAGACAGACACAAAUUCAGGACAGGGAAUUAUCUUUAUUUGAAAAGAUAUGAACAGUUAGUUUUUGUUCUGUUGAUUUUUUUUCUUUAUUAUUGUUAUUAUUAUAUAGGACAGCCUUUCAUUGACACUGAUUUGAUUAUUCAGACAGUAGAUAGAACACCCUAUACAAAAAAAAAGUGGAGGAUUUUUUCUAACUUGUUUAAAGUUGUGUCCUAUUUUCGGAUUAUGUAAUAUGUACAUAGAAUAUAUUGAAAUUCAUUUAUUAUAUUUAUUUGUUAAUCUAAGAAUUUUAGAUUCAGGAAGUUCUUGUUUUAAUAACACAAGCCUAGGGAAAAGCCUGAUAGUAAUUAAUAAGUGUAAUAGGUACUGAUGCCAGUCUAUUUAGUAGGACGAGAUCUAUGCAUGUCUAGAGUAGCUUUUGAGGAAGUGAGAGUAACUAUAGGUCCAUAAUCAAGUGAUUUACUCCUUGCCUGUAUUCUGUCCUAUAUUUUUGUAACAGAUAAUGGGUAUUAGGACAGGAAUACGAUACCAUGUACUCACUUAACUCAUGUAGUCUUGAAUGUAGCUGCAACACUGAUAAGAUACAGGAAUGUUGAAAAUAGGCAUAUGUAACACUGUGAGUUACAAUAAAUGUACUUUUUUUUUUAAAUGUCAUCUUGUCACCAAGACUUUUUAUAGAUGCAUAGAUGAAUUAGCAAUACAGUAUUUCUUAAAGUAUUAUCAGAAACAUGUAAUUGGAAUAUAAUUGGAGAGUAACAUCACGAGUAUUCAUCAUAUACUGAUGAAUUAGAUACAAAGACCAUCUUCAGUUGAAGUGCCUAUGUAAAUUAAUAGAUAAUUUCUUGUAACAUACCCCUACUUUCUUAUCACACUCACACUAACACUUAACACUCAAACCCUGUCAAACUCUCUAUCUCUGAGACACACGCUCGCACGCAGACACGCACACGCACACGCACACGCACACGCACACGCACACGCGCACGCACACGCAUUUGCACACACACACACACACACACACACACACACACACACACACACACACACACACACACACACACACACACACACACACACACACACACACUCACACACAAGCAAAAUAGUUGGAAACUUGUGAUUUUAUUUUUUCCAAAAUUUCCUGUAUUUUGUAAGUGAAGUUAUGUUAGUUUGAUAAUCUUUCUAUUGAGAAACUAUAACAAAGCCAAAGUUUGAUAUGCUUAUUACUACCAUAUCAAAUAAAAAGUGUAUUUUAGUUUAGAAAUUGCUGAAGUCAUUUGAGUUUAGUUUUACAUAAUAAUUUGUACUUUACAAAUACAGAAUUUAAAUAAA